UACUGGCCGUAUCGCAGGCGACAGCCUGCGAACCUGCGAGUGCCACACACAAAAAAAAGGAAGUCGCUGACAGUUAGUGCGUAACAACGUAUUUUCAAGUUAGUGUAACCUUUAUAUGAACUGACAUUAAAACUAGUAAAAGAUGUCUCGUUCAAUGACGAUUAGAUCGCAAACAGUGGUGACUAGAUCGACUGCGAUUGUCAUCAAUACCGGUUACUUGAAAAGUUGGAGCGGUUUUUUAAAGAUGUUACAAUUGGCACUGGGCAUAGUUUGCAUAGGAAUUGUUGGUUACGAAUUUAAUAGCAGUAUAGUUUCUCGAAAUACUGCAGAGCUUUUCUUUCUUCUGAUAACGACUACUUUCAUGAUUAGCACUUUCAUUCUUCUUCUCAGUUAUCUGGCGUCUCUCUAUACUGCAAAGACUAUACCGAAAACUAUCUAUGAAUUUCUUUAUUAUGCCGUUGCAUUUGGAUUGAUACUUGCGGCCUCAUUGACACUCUUGGUAAACAUCCAUAAUAAUAGUAAACGUUCCAGAGGUUAUGAGCUGUUAUUUGGUGCUUCCAUUUGCGGCCUGGUAAAUACGGCUUUACAUCUCUUGAGCACAAUCAUCGCUCUUCGUACUUAUAGAGAGAUUUGUUGAAGUGGAGGAAUCAAAAUAUGCGGUUGUUACUAAAAAGUGAAAACAGAUUUCUCAUAUGUAAGUCGCGAGCACGAAAACAUUUUAUAAGCAAAGCAUAUUUUAGUAAUUUCAUGAUAAAUUUUGACUG
Molecule: messenger RNA, 764 nt
Organism: Trachymyrmex septentrionalis
Lineage: Eukaryota; Metazoa; Arthropoda; Insecta; Hymenoptera; Formicidae
Exons: 5
Coding region: 143-637 (164 amino acids)
Cellular component (GO): membrane
Source: RefSeq, a predicted model, not a curated record